AUGGUACUGGGACACAGCAAUAUAGAAGGAAUUAAUGCCAAUGUUAACCAUGAAGCAAAAAGGGCAUUAGAUCUAACCAAUACACCACUCCAGAGUCUGAACUCAAUAGUUCAGAUCAUAAUUUAUAUGGACAACAAUAUUAAGAUUAAAUGUCAAGCAAUCGGGUAUGAAAAUGAAUCCAAGCUAAGGGAAAUCAAAAACAGAAUACACCAUUGGAAAAACCCUGAAUUAAAUAGUAAAGAAUGA
Messenger RNA from Macrosiphum euphorbiae (potato aphid), 246 nucleotides. NCBI's taxonomy places the organism in Eukaryota, Metazoa, Arthropoda, Insecta, Hemiptera, Aphididae. The record is from the annotation of a GenBank genome assembly.